AUGGCUACUAUUGACGAAAAGAAAGACCCUAUCGGGCUAGUUGAAGGCGGUGUACUGGACGAAAUGGACGAGGAGGCUCGUCGUCACGCCGAGCUCGAGGCAAAGCUCAACAAAGACCUCGAUGAGAAGAUCCUUUCCAACCCGAACUCCUUCCCCAAGGCCGUUUUCUUCAUUAUCCCCAAUGAGAUGGGAGAGCGAUUCUGUUUCUACGGUAUCAACCCUCUUCUCAAGGAUUAUCUCAAGGAGUUUGUUGGUUACAAGUCCAACAAGGCUGAAGCUAUGGUCCACGUUUACAAAUCCGUCACCUACUUCUUCCCUCUUGUUGGUGCCGCGAUUUCCGACUCUUUCUUGGACAAGUACAAGACAAUCGUGUCCUUGUCCACCUUCUACCUCCUUGGUGUCUCUCUCUUGGCUAUAUUUUCUAAGCCCGGUGUGAUCGGCACACCACCAACGGUUCCCGAAUGGGGCCCUUUGCUCGGUCUCUUCCUCAUCGCAUUCGGCACGGGAGGUAUCAAGCCCUGUGUGUCCUCUCACGGUGGUGAUCAGUUCUUGUCUGUGCAAAAGCUUGAACUGAACAAGUUCUAUAACUACUUCUACAUGUCCAUCAACGUCGGAGCUGUUGCUGCCGGUUUCAUCACCCCCGCCAUUAAAAACAGAAGCUGCUACGAUCUCGCUGGAGGAAAGGACUGUUACGCUUGGGCUUUCGGUGUCUACCGCCCGUUUCCUAUUCCCAAGAAUGCUCUUACAAACGGCUUCAACCACGAGAAGGCAAAAGCUGCAGCUUCCGAGUCCCAGGGUGAAACUAAUGUGAUCGAGCUAUUUGAUCUUCUCCGCGUCAUUAUGGUUAUUUCCCCCGCGCCCUUCUUCUGGAUGGCAUUCGACCAGAACAAUACUUCAUGGCAAUCUCUUACUGAUCAAAUGAACCGAAGUGUUUGGCCAUCGUCUGAGACUAUCAACGCCGUCAUGAACCCCUUGCUGAUUGUUAUCCUCGCACCUAUCUGGGCCAACUUCAUCUACCCUGCCAUUGAACGUCGAGUGCAAUUUGGUCUCUUGAGACGUAUGGUCGUCGGAAUGAUUCUCUGUGGUCUUGCCUUCAUCGUUUGCGGUAUUAUCCAAAAUCGUGUCAGCAGCAACUGUGUUGUCCGUGAGUUCACAAAUGCGGGCGUCACGUCAACUGAGUGCAUUGACGACGGAAUCAGCACACCCAUCUUUAUCAUUCCAUACUUCAUUAUGACUACUGGUGAGAUUUUGUUCUCCAUCUCCGGAUUGAACUUCACCUACAUGGAAGUCGGCAAGCGAACAAAGUCAUCCUGUGCUGCCCUGUGGUUGUUGGGAACCGCUCUUGGAAACGUCUUUGCCACGGCACUUUUCGAGUCACCCAUUGGUGAUACUGACCACACCGGCCGUGCAAAGUUCUUCUACAUCAACGCGGGUAUCUGCUUUGGUGCAUCUAUCCUUCAGAUGUUCCUCAACCGUUUCUACGUCUACAAGGCUGACCGAUAG
This is a messenger RNA of Spizellomyces punctatus DAOM BR117, 1503 nucleotides long. RefSeq lists its product as uncharacterized. Gene Ontology annotation, biological process: transmembrane transport. Gene Ontology annotation, molecular function: dipeptide transmembrane transporter activity. NCBI's taxonomy places the organism in Eukaryota, Fungi, Chytridiomycota, Chytridiomycetes, Spizellomycetales, Spizellomycetaceae. Gene Ontology annotation, cellular component: membrane. The transcript is spliced from 4 exons. The record is from RefSeq and is a predicted model, not a curated record. The coding region runs from base 1 to 1503 and encodes 500 amino acids.